Molecule: messenger RNA, 1083 nt
Organism: Prunus avium (sweet cherry)
Lineage: Eukaryota; Viridiplantae; Streptophyta; Magnoliopsida; Rosales; Rosaceae
Product: small COPII coat GTPase SAR1A
Biological process (GO): intracellular protein transport
Molecular function (GO): GTPase activity; GTP binding
Source: RefSeq, a predicted model, not a curated record
UUACCAGAAAAUUGCGUGCGUUGCUGUCUGCGUCUCUCUCUCUCAUAAUUCGCUCGUAAUUUGGAUACUUACUACUUUAUUAUAUUCCCAUGUUUGAGUUAGGGAUCGUAGACUCAUGAACUCUCUUCGGAAGCCUUGAACGGCAGGAUCCGAUAAGGCUUCGAUUGUCGUGGAUCCGAGCUCGACCCGAUCCAUUUGGUUCCGAUCCGCGUGAGAAUUAAUUGAUUGAGCAGCACCGGCCAGCCUCUGACUCUCUGAGCAUGUUUCUGUUCGACUGGUUCUACGGUGUGCUGGCCUCCCUGGGUCUCUGGCAGAAAGAGGCCAAGAUCUUGUUCCUUGGCCUCGAUAAUGCCGGCAAGACCACCUUGCUUCACAUGUUGAAAGACGAGAGACUGGUACAGCAUCAGCCUACGCAGUAUCCAACAUCAGAGGAGUUAAGCAUUGGGAAAAUCAAGUUCAAAGCCUUUGAUUUGGGAGGUCAUCAGAUUGCUCGCAGGGUCUGGAGAGAUUACUAUGCAAAGGUAGAUGCUGUGGUGUACCUUGUGGAUGCCUAUGACAAGGAGCGGUUUGCUGAAUCAAAAAAGGAACUUGAUGCACUCCUUUCUGAUGAAGCUCUUGCCAAUGUCCCUUUUCUAAUUCUAGGGAACAAGAUUGACAUACCAUAUGCUGCCUCAGAGGAUGAGUUGCGAUACCACCUUGGGCUGACCAACUUCACCACUGGCAAGGGCAAGGUAAACCUAACAGACUCAAAUGUCCGUCCAUUAGAAGUAUUUAUGUGCAGCAUUGUACGGAAAAUGGGGUACGGUGAUGGUUUCAAAUGGCUCUCUCAAUACAUCAAGUAGGAGGAUGGUCGACAACACGUACUACAGCCCCUUGAACUAUCACAACCUGUGGCACCUUACCUCAAAAUUUUAUUCAGUCUUGUUUUAUUUAGGCUCUUUAAUUGGAUCUUUUAUUGUCUUCGGAUUUGUGUGGAAGGAAAUAUCAAUGCCACUGCUUUGUAAAAAAAUUUAUUUGUGGCCUCAAUCCUUCUCUGGCGUAUUUCUAUUGUUUUGGAGCAAGGAAAUAGUACUUUGUCUGGAA